This is a messenger RNA of Pseudomassariella vexata, 856 nucleotides long. RefSeq lists its product as uncharacterized. Bases 249 to 812 code for a protein of 187 amino acids. NCBI's taxonomy places the organism in Eukaryota, Fungi, Ascomycota, Sordariomycetes, Amphisphaeriales, Pseudomassariaceae. The transcript has a single exon. The record is from RefSeq and is a predicted model, not a curated record.
CACUCUGCGCCAAUAUAGCAAGGCCAUAAACCACCUCCUUCAGCCUCAAUUCGUUUCCGGGGAUAAGGCGUCGCUUCGUGUCGCUCUUAUCUCCUGCAUGUUAUUAUCUGUCGCCAUCUCUAAGGUCAGGUACCAGUUACUAUAUCUGUACCAUCUCAUAACCAAUAUUAUAGCUGACGCAUGUCUUUGGCCGGAUAACGAGAUGACUUUCGAGACUCACUGCCACGGCUUCUCCUCUAUCAUCAUCCAUGCAAUUAAAUUUUUGGAAGCUGUUCGAGCCAUUCAUAACUCGAACAACCCCGUUUUCCGAUCAGGCUCGGAGCUGUCUCUCUUCAAUGCCGAUAUUGGCUGGACCCCCUCUGUAUUAUACGACCCUCCACUGCCGGGUUCACUGUAUUAGACUCGGAGCCAUCAAACUCCUGCGCGCACUUCCCAGCAAGGAGGGCAUUUGGAAUGCAAUUUUUGUAGCCUCGGUGGCAGAAGAGAUUAUGCAGAUUGAAGAAGGGGACUAUUACAAGGAUACCCCAGUUGACGACGACUUUCCUUUGAAAAGCCCGCCCCAGGACCAGGACCUGAGUUUACCAACGCUGCCAGCGUCGCGCAGGGUACAUGACGUUCAAGUUGUCUUGCCUGACAGCCCGUCAGGAAAAGCGGUGUUGAACUGCAAACGGAAUAAGAGUGAGGGCGGCUACGAAGUCAUAACGAAAGAAUACGUUCUCGGUCCGCCAACUGGAAUCGCAAAGGAAGAGUGUAAUGAAGAUAGAGUUCUAACAGAAGCCUUCGGGGCCACGGGUCUGGCUUUUAACCGUUAAGAAGACAAGAAAUUCUGGCCAAUUGGUCUGUGAGUCAAAGGUCU